Messenger RNA from Choloepus didactylus (southern two-toed sloth), 1077 nucleotides. It is a transcript of the gene GPX2, whose product is annotated as glutathione peroxidase 2. NCBI's taxonomy places the organism in Eukaryota, Metazoa, Chordata, Mammalia, Pilosa, Megalonychidae. The transcript has 2 exons. The record is from RefSeq and is a predicted model, not a curated record. Gene Ontology annotation, molecular function: glutathione peroxidase activity. Gene Ontology annotation, biological process: response to oxidative stress.
UGUUCAAACAGCACUCACAGGCAGGUGACUGUUUUUGCUAAGUCAUCCUGGGGAUUCUCAAAGCCCCACUGAGAUCCUUCCUUUCUUCCUUCCUGGCUCCUCCUCCCUCCCCACCCCUUUAAGUGGGCUCACACUACUCUGCAAGGCUCACUCUGCCCUGUCGCCAUGGCCUACAUCGCCAAGUCCUUCUACGACCUUAGUGCUAUCAGCCUGGAUGGGGAGAAGGUAGAUUUCAAUACAUUCCGAGGCAGGGCAGUGCUGAUUGAAAAUGUGGCCUCACUCUGAGGCACAACCACCCGGGACUACACCCAGCUCAACGAGCUGCAAUGCCGCUUUCCCAGGCGCCUUGUUGUUCUUGGCUUCCCUUGCAACCAAUUUGGACAUCAGGAGAAUUGUCAGAAUGAGGAGAUACUGAAUAGUCUCAAGUAUGUCCGCCCUGGGAAUGGCUUCCAGCCCACCUUUACCCUUGUCCAGAAGUGUGAGGUGAAUGGUCAGAAUGAGCAUCCUGUCUUCGCCUAUCUGAAGGACAAGCUCCCCUACCCUUACGAUGACCCAUUUUCCCUCAUGACCGAUCCCAAGUUCAUCAUUUGGAGCCCUGUGCGCCGCUCAGAUGUGGCCUGGAACUUUGAGAAGUUCCUUAUAGGGCCAGAGGGGGAGCCCUUUCGACGCUACAGCCGCACCUUCCAUACCAUCAACAUUGAGCCUGACAUCAAGCGUCUCCUCAAAGUUGCCAUAUAGAUGUGAGCUGCUCAUCCCACAGGUCUCCUACUCCACCCUGUCCCUGACUAUCCUUCCUUAGGAUUCGGUGUGCCCUCAGGAGACACUGCUGGACCUAAGUUUUCCCUUGAGAUGAGUAUCCUUCAUUGAAAAACCUUGCCUUUCUGGUCUGCCUGUUUCCUCUCCCUCUGUCAACUCUGGUUGGUGAUUCAAUCUAGGGCUCUGAGACUUGGGUAGGCUCUGGGCCUUCACAGAAUGACGGCACCUUCCUAAACCUUUAUGGGUGGUGUUUGAGAACUCAGUGUGAAAGGCCUGGAGCCGGCCUGCUGGAGUUCAAUAAAGAGCAGGUGUGUAAAUGUU